Molecule: messenger RNA, 2850 nt
Organism: Gaeumannomyces tritici R3-111a-1
Lineage: Eukaryota; Fungi; Ascomycota; Sordariomycetes; Magnaporthales; Magnaporthaceae
Exons: 2
Coding region: 301-2259 (652 amino acids)
Biological process (GO): intracellular calcium ion homeostasis
Cellular component (GO): intracellular membrane-bounded organelle; membrane
Molecular function (GO): P-type calcium transporter activity; ATP binding; ATP hydrolysis activity
Source: RefSeq, a predicted model, not a curated record
GGGGCGUUGCCCGGCUUUUAUGGGAUUCUGCUUUGGUUUUCGUCACCGUCAAUUUCGAGACCACGCCGCGGCCAUUAUCCUAAUCCCCCUCGUGUGGUGCCUUGUGUGCAAUCGACAAACCACCACGCAGCCCUACACUCUGCCAUCGGUUCCAAAGCAUACGGCACUCCAACUCCCUUCCUUUUGGUGGUCUACGGGGCUGAGACGGCGAUCGUGUCGCCCUGCGUCGGCGUCGUGGGCCUCGAUCCAUCAUCCGAAUCGACAGGGCACUGGUCGCGCGGGAUAGCGGGGAAGAAGAUCAUGAACGACCUCGGCGCCCUCAAGCCGGACCUGGGCAAGGAGGAGUCCUUUUUGGUUGCCGACAGCCCCUUCGCCUUCAGCCCUGGCCAACUCAGCAAGAUGUUCAACCCGAAAAGCCUAUCUGCAUUCUACGAGCUUGGCGGUCUCAAGGUCUUGGAAGAGGGCCUACAAACCGACCGCAAAGCCGGUCAGAGUCUCGACGAGCUCAACAUGGGCGGCAGCGUCUCGUUUGAGGAGGCCCCGAGCACACCCAACUCGAAGCUGAUGGCAUUUGGCGAGUUUCCGGCCAAGAUGGCCUUGGAUAGAGGGUGGACCGACUGGCCAAAAGACGACCGAACAGCUCAUCUCCUUGUGCCCCCUGGCGGGGGUUCGCCUGGCAUGGCAGCAGCAACAACCAACCUCGAUGGAACCCCCAGCUCUGGCAAUGUCACACCCAAAGACACUUCAUCCCUAGGCGCGAACGCUGCGGAUUUGUCGGCCGCCGAGUCUCCGCCGGACGACCACCCGCCGGCGAUGGCCACAGCCCAAGGGCAAGCGCCGGGUGGAGAUCGGUUGCUCACGGCGCGGGAGCUUGCUAGAGAAUGUGGGCUUGAACCCAACGGUGCAAUGGAACUUGUGGAAAGCCCUGUCUUCCGCAACCUCAGCGCCGCCGAAAUGACAGUCGUGGCCCCGCGCCUUCGUGCGAUCGCGCAAUCGUCGCCCGAGGACAAGCGCCUGCUUGUGGAGAAGCUCAAAAGUCUCGGCUCGACUGUCACCGCCACUGGAAAUGCCGACGACGUGCCGGCGCUUGUUGCGGCCGGCGUGGGGUUCUCGAUGGGCGCGACGGGAACUGCAGUCGCCAGGGAAGCGGCGCAGAUUGUCCUCAUGGACGACAGCUUCAGCUCUGUCAUCGCAGCUCUCGCAUGGGGCAGGGCAGUUAACACGGCAGUCCAGAAGUUUCUGCAGCUCCAGCUUCUCGUCAACGUGACGGCGGCCCUGUUGUAUGUCGUGGCUGUCGCCAGUGGGGGGGACUUGAGAUGGAUGCUGGUGGCGCAAACGGCGUGGUGGUAUAUCUGCAUCGACAAUCUCAUAAGCACCUGGUCGGAGUAUCAUGCUACCAACAACCCUGAUUGGAGCGCCUGGAUACCUUCAAGGAUUAGGAGCCUUGGGGUCGAUCUCCUUCUUGGGGGACAACACAAGCGCAGACAGAGAUUCCAAUCACAGAAUCGCGCCCGGAGCUCUCACGCCGGUAGUCGAGGAUCCGCCACCAACUGCUUCGAUCAGUUGGCGAUCGACUUACCCUGGGUGAGGUCUGAUUGGCUGCAGCACAAAAGCAACCUCGAAACUACACGCACGACAGCGUUGCAUCUUUCCGGGGCUCACCUACACAGCAACCGCCCACGCCACGCCGGCCAUGGUGACGUUGGCACGAACCAAAUCUUGGCUUGGCAUUGGGAAACGACUCCCAACAACGCCAACCUGUGCUAUCUAGUCAUAGGGCUGGUUCAGCUUCUGCCUCGGAACCCGAGGCAACUGUCGCUGAUGGUGGCGGCAGCACUGCUUCUCGCCAUCCCCCCCGCCGCUGCCGCCUGGACGAGGGCGCAAACCGUCUUCGUCCUGGACGUCUGCGUCGGCGCGGUGGCGGGGACCUCGGCCGUGACCGUCGCCGUGCUGCGGACCAAGGGCCAGGACCCCGAGGCCAAGUGGUGGAUCACUGCCUACUCCUGCUGGGCGGUCGCCUUCACUCUCGCGCUCGUCGAGGCGCUGCUCAAACCCUCCGUAUUGGGGCGGCGGAAGGCGUUCCUUUGCGCGACCUUCCUGCUCGCCGCCCACCUGAACCGCUCCUUGGGCGGGCAGGGCUCGUCCGCCGUCGACACCGUCCUGACGUACGGCCCCUUGUGGCUGGUCGUCAGCCUCUACCUGAUGACGGUCCUGGUCGAUGCCUGGCCGGACAUUGUCCGUGCCACCAUUGGCGUCUAGGUAUCGCCUGGAGGCAGGCUCGACUGGGAUUCGUCCCUGACAGAGUCGGUCAUCUUAGCACCAUUGAGUGCAAUGCACGGACCUCGGUCACGUGAAGGGCGGGGUUAUCCCAUCGCCCGCACGGUGCCCUUCGGGGUUACCUUAUAUUUACGUCUUGUACCUCCCCCGGCUCGAUGCCGAUGAGCACUAUCCGGGCAUUCCAUUACAUUGUGUUGGCGUUCGGCUGUUUUUUUUGUUUUUUUAGACGUUCUUCCUGCUGCCUUCACCACGCAGUUAGCGCGUCUCAAUUUUAGGUAACAGGGUUAGGGCGGGCCCAUCGCAAGGUGGGUCCCAAUCCUCCCGGGAGGGUGCCAUAUAUAGAUGGCGAGGCUUACUAUCACGGCCUUAAGGGGUCCUGUACGUUUUGCACGGCCGCCUUAGAAGGCUGUAAAAUGUCAAAUCUUCUUCUCUUUUCGUAAUUUCCCCUGUGAGGCUUAGGUACUAGAUCGGAAGCGAAACUCGACCGCCGAUCCACAGUGAGGUCGACUCGACGCCCGAAUGAAAGUCUACACCGCGCCUCGCCGCCACAAUUGGCUACCCUAUCUAUCACCC